UGCUAAUGAGCAGCCCAGGAAGUGAGGGCCAACAUGGCGGCCGUCGCCAGGGUUUUGCCUUAGCGACUGUUCAAAUAUUCGUCUUUGUCACCUCUGUCUUUUAUUCCUGGCCUUUAAAAUGGUCACGCAAUGUAGAUUGUAACUUUGGUUUCGCAGACGUGGCAUAAAAAGUGCGAAAUAUUUCUAAUUUUUGUAGAAAAUGUGAGUAUAAUGUAAGUAUUUGUCCUGAAAAUUAUAGAAUUUCCGUCCAGUGUUUUAGUGCCAAGUUUUGACCCCUGAGAUUUAAGCGAGAAAACGUCUCCAAGAUGCCGCCAAAAAGUCCGAAAGGAGGACGAAAGUCCCCGAAAGGAGAGAAGGGGAAGAAAGGAAAGAAGGGAAAGAAGAAGGGAAAAGAAGAGGAGAAACCAGAACCAAAGAUAAUCAAGAAAGACAUAGCAAUUCAGGCGCCAACGCCAGACAUUGCAGCGUUACUGGAGGCGCCGACACCCACCAUGUUGCACGAAAAGCUGGUCCAGUGGGUGUUUGGCGAGCUACGCGACCGUCCGGCGGAGUUACGUGACCGUUUACUGUUCCUGGACCUGGGGCAGCACGGGUUGGAGGGGUUACCGGACAGGCUCUGGGAGUUAACAGACCUGGAAGAGCUGCAUCUGGAGAAAAACCACCUCAAGGAACUUCCAGACAACAUCAAGCUCUUAAAAAACCUGACCACCCUGUAUCUCCAUGGUAACGACCUGGAAACACUUCCCCCCGAGGUCGGGCAGCUAGGUCAUCUGGAGAGUCUGGAUGUCAGCAAUAACCCUGAGUUCAAGAUUCCUCUCGAGCACCUGUUACAGCUGCGGCAGCUGAAGGUGCUGCGGCUGCACAACCUGCACCUGGGACAGGUGCCUGAAGACAUCCUGAAAUGGCUUCUCAACCUGGAGAUCCUAGGUCUGAAUGGAAACCAGCUUGUUGAUCUCCCCAUAUACACCGUCCGACUGAACAAACUAAAGGAGCUCCACCUCCGUAACAACAACUUCUCCACCCUCCCCGUCCACGUGUGUUCCCUCUCCGCGCUAACGACCCUCGACCUUGAGGGCAACAAGCUACACGACCUUCCCAACGAGAUCGUCCAGUUGGUCAACCUCCAAGAGGUGUAUCUACAGAACAACUUCUUCCACCACCUUCCCGUGCAGCUCUGCGCGCUCGGAAACAUCGCGGUCCUCGAACUUCACGGGAACCACGUGAAGGAGAUCCCUCCCGACAUCUGCCGCCUCGCCAAGCUACGCGAGGUCAACUUCAGCAACAACAAGAUCGAGAAACUCCCGAAGGAAGUCGGCGCGCUGGUCAACCUCGAGGUGUUGUACGCCAAGAGCAACUUCUUGAAGUCGCUGCCGAAAGCGUUUGGGCGUCUCCAGAGGUUGCGGUUUGUCGACUUUGCACAGAACCGGUUUGAGGAGAUGCCGGUGUCCCUUUGCAUGCUGGGUAAUCUGGCGGUCCUGGCGAUGGACGAUAACAACUUGUACCACAUCCCGAAAGAGGUGGCCAACUUGAGAAAGCUGAAGGAGUUGGGGUUGAGCGGAAACGUCUUCGAGAAGUUCCCAGAAGCUAUCUGCAACCUACCAAGCUUGGAGAAGCUCUUCCUUGGACAGGACCAUGGCCAGCAGUUGACCUCCGUGCCCAGCACCAUCAGUAAGCUGACAUCAUUACAGGACCUGUGUCUGGAGUACAACGCACUGACGACGCUACCAGACUCCAUCAGUCAGCUUCCGGCGCUGUCGCGUCUGUCAUGCCACGAUAACUACCUACAGAAGCUGCCAGAUUCCAUAUGUGAACUGAAAG
Molecule: messenger RNA, 1818 nt
Organism: Branchiostoma floridae (Florida lancelet)
Lineage: Eukaryota; Metazoa; Chordata; Leptocardii; Amphioxiformes; Branchiostomatidae
Product: leucine-rich repeat and IQ domain-containing protein 4-like
Molecular function (GO): protein binding
Source: RefSeq, a predicted model, not a curated record